Meriones unguiculatus (Mongolian gerbil) is the source of this 3717-nucleotide messenger RNA. It is a transcript of the gene Wfikkn1, whose product is annotated as WAP, follistatin/kazal, immunoglobulin, kunitz and netrin domain containing 1. Lineage: Eukaryota; Metazoa; Chordata; Mammalia; Rodentia; Muridae. Gene Ontology annotation, cellular component: extracellular region. Gene Ontology annotation, molecular function: transforming growth factor beta binding; receptor antagonist activity; serine-type endopeptidase inhibitor activity. Gene Ontology annotation, biological process: negative regulation of transforming growth factor beta receptor signaling pathway. The coding region runs from base 1998 to 3656 and encodes 552 amino acids. The transcript has 2 exons. The record is from RefSeq and is a predicted model, not a curated record.
UGACCUUGCUGACCUGCGGCCAUCCAUUGACUGGGUUCACAUUCCCAGCCACGAAGUAGCAAGGCCUGGUUACAAGCCACACUGUUUCCUGGGGUCUAUCCAGUCUUGGCUAGGCUAGCACCAGGCAGCCUAACUAUUCUUAACUUAUAGUCCAUGGCAGACUGUUAUCACAUAGUUCAAAAAAUUCACCACAGCUUCAAGGACAUCUCUAUAAGCGGGACCUGGAGUUGGUACCUUUAGCAGGAAAACAUCCAGCAGGUUAUGGGCUCUGCAGGGCCCUGCUCAGCCAGGGUUGUGUCUGAUACACUGGAGGGUAAAGCUGAGUGGAAUAGGAUCGUUCCAUUCACUUUAAAGGUGGCCUCUGGCUUGGUGCCACCUGCUCUUUUUCUUGGGCUCAUCCUGGGCCUGUAGCCUGGUGAUCCCUGCCCCCUCAUCACUAGGAGCUGGCUCACCCAAAGCUCUUUUGUAAGGCAGCAGACACUGGCGCCUGGCAGCCAUCUCUUGAUCUCCUGACCAGACCAGGCUCUUAUUACUCUGCCUCUUGGGUCAGAAGGUCAGACAAAGGGUCACACAGACUUUUUCCUUCCUGUCUCUGAAAAAAACCACUCCCUGGGGACCUCUGGAGCCACAGAAAGGGUUUGGAAAGGCAGAUUCCAGGCAGGGCCUUUGUCUUGCCACCAGCUUUGAUCUCCCUGCCCUCCCCCACAGUAGUGGAGCCUCUAGUGCAGCUAAAGAAUGGAUGCUGGCCCUCAUGGUGGGUCACUGGGGCAAGGCUUGAAUGUCCUUAGAUCCCUGAGCAACAUGUAGGAUGCCUGCUCUUUGAAAGAUGCACUUGGCCAACCCGAGACAACCACGUACCCUGUGUGUAGUCAGUUUGGUGGCUUCUCUAUGCCCUUGUUUAUAUUAAGUACCAAAUCAGACUGUCUAUGGCCAGUGCACAUGGAUCAUCUGUUUCCAUGCAGAUAGGAUAACCUUUUUAUUUAUUUUGUACCUGCCUUGCCCAUUUGAAGUGAGUGAUGGCAUAGACCCUGGCUAGAAGCCAGGAGCCCAGUUUUAGAGAAUUGAGUGUCUGGGAGGAUAAAUCCUGCCUCGUUGUGCCCUCAGCUGCUAAGACACCAAAGCCUAACGUUUUGUUUUGAGACUGUGUGUCCAUUUCUAGGCAAACUGGCCUGGAAUUUGUUGUGUAGCUCCCUCGGUUGGUCUCAAUCUGGCACCUCCUGCUGCCACCUCCCCAGUGCUGGGAUUACAGGUGUGUAACACCACACCAAGCACCCUAGCAGGUUUCUUUUUUCCAUGCCAAGACCUGCUGACAAGUGUGAUGCUUGAAGGGGACGGAAAGAAAACAGAACCUCUAUCACUUGCCAGUAGAAGAUGCGCCUUACCUAUACUUGGGAUAGGCGCCAUCCUUGUCUGCCUUUGGAGAGAACCUAAACCAGUAGUCAGCAGAGGCUGGAGUGAGUGCUGCGUGAGAGACUGAAGGGUGAGGACAAAAGCUGAAAUUUGCCAGCCCCGCCCCCCCUCCCGGAGUAGAGGGUGGGAGGGUCUUCAAGGAGACUUUGACUCCUGCUGGGCUCCAGCUUGUAGAGGGAGGGGCUCGGGUUACAGCACCCCCCUCCCUGGUUUAGCUGGCCUUCUCCGCCCCUUGGUGACCCUAGUGGUCAGUUGCUCUGGGCUUCAGGGCCUCUGGCCCCUCCCCAGCCCUUCCUCCUCUUCAAUUCCCAAUCCUAUGCUGACCAGAGCCUGGGAGCCACCCACAGUGUUUGGGAGAGGGCCAGCCACUAUUUUGUGGACAGGUUCUGAGAGGCCCCAAAAUACCUACUCAGGUCCAGAGAGGAGCAUCAGCUGUGAGCUCCAGCAUUGGGGAAUCCAAGAGUCAAAGGAGAGGGUCCUUUGAGGCAGGGGUAGUAAUCCUAGGCCCAGGACCCUAUAGGGUGGCUAUCUGUAGGGAGUCCUGACUGGUGGCCACACACUUCCCACCCCCUGGCCCUGUGGUCCCCAUGCCUGCCCCACAGCCACUCCUGCCUCUCUUCUUUGUCUUCGUGCUCAUCCUUCUAACCUCGGAGACCAACCUGCUGCCAGAGCCUGGAAGCCACCCUGGCAUGUGCCCCAACCAGCUCAGCCCCCACCUGUGGGUGGACGCCCAGAGCACCUGUGAGCGUGAGUGUACCAGGGACCAGGACUGUGCAGCAUCUGAGAAGUGCUGCACCAAUGUGUGUGGGCUGCAGAGUUGCGUGGCCGCCCGCUUCCCCAGCGGUGGCCCAGCUGUACCCGAGACAACAGCCUCCUGUGAAGGCUUCCAGUGCCCACAACAGGGUUCCGAUUGUGACAUCUGGGACGGGCAGCCAGUUUGCCGCUGCCGUGACCGCUGUGAGAAAGAACCCAGCUUCACUUGUGCUUCCGACGGCCUCACCUAUUACAACCGCUGCUAUAUGGAUGCGGAGGCCUGCCUGCGGGGUCUCCACCUGCAUGUUGUACCCUGCAAGCACAUUCUCAGUUGGCCACCCAGCAGCCCAGGACCGCCCGAGACCACCGCUCGCCCAACCCCCGGGGCCGCUCCCAUGCCACCUGCCCUGUACAAUAGCCCCUCGCCGCAGGCAGUACACGUAGGGGGAACAGCCAGUUUCCACUGUGAUGUCAGUGGCCGUCCACCACCUGCUGUGACCUGGGAGAAGCAGAGCCAUCAGCGGGAGAAUCUGAUCAUGCGGCCUGACCAAAUGUACGGCAAUGUGGUUGUCACCAGUAUAGGGCAGCUAGUGCUCUACAAUGCCCAGCUGGAAGAUGCGGGCCUGUACACCUGCACCGCACGCAACGCCGCUGGCCUGCUGCGGGCUGACUUCCCCCUUUCUGUUUUGCAGCGGGCAAGUACUCGGGAUGGGGACCCAGGUGUCCUGGCCCUAGCCGAGUGCCAGCCCGACACACAAGCCUGUGUGGGGCCCCCUAACCCCCAUCAUGUCCUCUGGCGCUUUGACCCACAGCGAGGCAGCUGCAUGACCUUCCCAGCUCUCAAAUGUGAUGGGGCUGCCCGGGGCUUCGAGACCUAUGAAGCAUGCCAACAGGCCUGUGCCCGUGGCCCUGGGGAUGCCUGCGCACUGCCUGCAGUGCAGGGCCCCUGCCAGGGCUGGGAGCCACGCUGGGCCUACAGCCCACUGCUGCAGCAGUGCCACCCCUUUGUAUACAGUGGCUGUGAAGGCAACGGCAAUAACUUCGAGAGCCGGGAGAGCUGUGAGGAUGCUUGCCCUGUGCCACGCACACCACCCUGCCGCGCCUGCCGCCUCAAGAGCAAGCUGGCCCUGAGCUUGUGCCGCAGCGACUUUGCCAUUGUGGGUCGACUCACUGAGGUGCUGGAGGAGCCCGAGGCUGCAGGUGGCAUUGCGCGCGUGGCCUUAGACGACGUGCUCAAGGACGACAAGAUGGGCCUCAAGUUCUUGGGCACCAAAUACCUGGAGGUGACACUGAGUGGCAUGGACUGGGCCUGCCCAUGCCCCAAUGUGACAGCUGGUGAUGGGCCACUGGUCAUCAUGGGUGAGGUUCGUGAAGGUGUGGCCGUGUUGGAUGCCAACAGCUAUGUUCGUGCUGCCAGCGAGAAGCGAGUCAAGAAGAUCGUAGAACUGCUCGAGAAGAAGGCUUGUGAACUGCUCAACCGCUUCCAAGACUAGCUUUCCUCAUAAUCCCCAUCCCUGCCCUCCUUCCUGCUGAAUAAACGUCUGCACUGUGGGA